AUGCGGGCACGCCGCUCGCAGGACCUGGUGGUGCAGCCGGGCCCCGCGGAGGCGCGCAACACGUCGGCGCUGCUGCGCGUGCGCGUGCAGCCGCUGCGCAAGGACGAGCAGGCCAAGACGUACGUGCUGUGCACGCAGCGGCGGCCCGGGCAGCCCUGGCUGCCGCACCAGGGCGCCGACGGGCGCAUCGUGGUGCUCGAGGAGAAGAAGUCGCUGCUGCCGCUGUGGCUGCAGGUGAUCCUCAUCGGGGCGCUGCUCGUGCUCUCGGGCAUGUUCAGCGGGCUCAACCUGGGCCUCAUGGCGCUCGACCCCAUGGAGCUGCGCAUCGUGCAGAACUGCGGCACCGACAAGGAGAAGCGCUACGCGCGCAAGAUCGAGCCCAUCCGCCGCAAGGGCAACUACCUGCUCUGCUCGCUGCUGCUGGGCAACGUGCUGGUCAACACCACGCUCACCAUCCUCCUCGACGACCUCAUCGGCUCCGGCGUGGGCGCCGUCGUGGCCUCCACCAUCGGCAUCGUCAUCUUCGGCGAGAUCAUGCCGCAGGCGCUGUGCUCCCGCCACGGCCUCGCCGUGGGCGCCAACACCAUCCUGCUCACCAAGUUCUUCAUGCUGGUCACCUUCCCGCUCUCCUUCCCCAUCAGCAAGCUGCUCGACUGCAUCCUGGGCCAGGAGAUCGGCACCGUCUACAACCGCGAGAAGCUGGUGGAGAUGCUGAAGGUGACGGAGCCCUACAACGACCUGGUGAGGGAGGAGCUCAACAUGAUCCAGGGCGCCCUGGAGCUGCGGACCAAGACGGUGGAGGACGUGAUGACCCCGCUGCACAACUGCUUCAUGAUCAACAGCGACGCCAUCCUGGACUUCAACACCAUGUCGGAGAUCAUGGAGAGCGGCUUCACGCGCAUCCCCGUCUACGAGGACGAGCGCUCCAACAUCAUGGACAUCCUGUACGUGAAGGACCUGGCGUUCGUGGACCCCGACGACUGCACGCCGCUCAAGACCAUCACCAAGUUCUACAACCACCCCGUGCACGUCGUCUUCCACGACACCAAGCUGGACGCCAUGCUGGAGGAGUUCAAAAAGGGGAAGUCCCACCUGGCCAUCGUGCAGAAGGUGAACAACGAGGGCGAGGGCGACCCCUUCUACGAGGUGCUGGGGCUGGUGACGCUGGAGGACGUCAUCGAGGAGAUCAUCAAGUCGGAGAUCCUGGACGAGUCGGACAUGUACACCGACAACCGCAACCGCAAGCGGGUGGGCAACCAGAAGAACAAGCGGGACUUCUCGGCCUUCAAGGACCCCGUCAACGAGCUCAAGGUGAAGAUCUCCCCGCAGCUGCUGCUGGCCGCACACCGCUUCCUCUCCACCGAGGUGACCCUCUUCACACCCAACUUCAUCUCGGAGAAGAUCCUGCUGCGGCUGCUCAAGUACUCGGACGUCAUUCAGGAGCUCAAGUUCGACGAGGAGAACAAGAAGUCUCCCCGCCACUUCCUCUACACCAAGAACAAGGCGGCCGACUACUUCAUCCUCAUCCUGCAGGGCAAGGUGGAGGUGGAAGCCGGCAAGGAAAGCAUGAAGUUCGAGGCGGGAGCCUUCUCCUAUUACGGGGUGAUGGCCCUGAGCCCGCCUCCGGCACCAGAGGUGCGCUCGCCGUCGCACGUGAGCGGCCUCAACCGCUCGGCCUCGCUCAGCUGCCACGAGCGCUCCGACUCCGGCUCGUCGCCGGCCAGCGGCAGCAACAACCAGCUCAACGUGGGCGCCGGGCCCCAGUACGUGGCCGACUUCAGCGUGCGGGCGCUCAGCGACCUGCAGUUCGUCAAGAUCACGCGGCAGGAGUACCAGAACGGCCUGCUGGCCUCCCGCAUGGACAGUUGCCCCCAGUCGCCGGACAGCGGCGCCUCCAAAGGGGAGAGCGGCGUGCCAGAGAAGCCGGAGCCCGCGGGCACGGACGAGACCACCAGCCUCCUGAACGAGAGGAACUGCCUGAGCCGCAGGAGCAACCACAGCUCCCUGGAGAACUCCAUCUGACGG
Messenger RNA from Nothoprocta perdicaria, 2025 nucleotides. RefSeq names its product cyclin and CBS domain divalent metal cation transport mediator 4 (gene CNNM4). Gene Ontology annotation, biological process: magnesium ion transport; magnesium ion homeostasis. The record is from RefSeq and is a predicted model, not a curated record. Gene Ontology annotation, molecular function: magnesium ion transmembrane transporter activity; sodium ion transmembrane transporter activity. The transcript has 8 exons. Gene Ontology annotation, cellular component: plasma membrane. Lineage: Eukaryota; Metazoa; Chordata; Aves; Tinamiformes; Tinamidae. The coding region runs from base 1 to 2022 and encodes 673 amino acids.